Molecule: messenger RNA, 1152 nt
Organism: Williopsis jadinii
Lineage: Eukaryota; Fungi; Ascomycota; Saccharomycetes; Phaffomycetales; Wickerhamomycetaceae
Gene: HOC1
Product: alpha-1,6-mannosyltransferase
Exons: 1
Coding region: 1-1152 (383 amino acids)
Biological process (GO): protein N-linked glycosylation
Cellular component (GO): mannan polymerase complex
Molecular function (GO): alpha-1,6-mannosyltransferase activity
Source: RefSeq, a predicted model, not a curated record
AUGGUUGGGCUAUUGAAUCCGAUGAAGAGGCUGAUUGUGGUGGUGGUUUCACUGCUGACGAUUGUGGGUGUUCUUUACAAGUUAUCCAAGACGUCUGCCCCUGAUCUUCAAGAGGUUCUGAAGCAGAUUCCAAAUGAAAACAUGCUUGGGUUGAGCUCCAAUAGGGAGAACCAGCUUGCGGAUAGGCUUGAGCAGAUCGCCGACAGGCUGGUGAAACAACAGGACGAGCGUAUCUCACAGCUGGAGGCUGAUCGUAAAGUUCUCGAGAAGAAGAUCCAAGAGUUGCGUCGUCCUCCUGCUGAUUCUACCUUGAGGGAGAAGCUGGCAUUCUUGUUCCCGUACGACCAGAGCAAGAAGUUCCCUGCUUAUAUCUGGCAAAGUUGGAAGUACGGUCUGAAUGAUGAUAGAUUUGGGGAGAAGUUCAAAGAAGGUGAGAUGCAGUGGGCUGUUAAGAACCCUGGUUUUGUCCAUGAGCUGUUCAACGAUGAUACCUCACAUGCAAUCAUUCACUAUCUAUACGUGACAAUCCCUGAAGUGAUUGAGGCCUAUGAAGCCUUGCCUUCGAUUGUGCUCAAGAUGGACUUCUUUAGAUAUCUGUUGUUGCUUGCACGUGGUGGAAUCUAUGCAGAUGUUGAUACCUUACCUCUCCAGCCAGUGCCAAAUUGGAUUCCUGAGAACGUUUCUCCUAAUGAAAUCGGCAUGAUAAUCGGUAUUGAAUCGGACCCUGAUACCCCUGACUGGAGAAAGACCUAUGCAAGAAGAUUACAAUUUUGUCAAUGGGUCAUUCAAGCCAAACCUGGACACCCAAUCUUGAGAGAAGUUGUUGCAAAGAUCACAGAGAUUACAUUACAGAAGAAGAACAAUGAGGAAUUAGUAGUUGAUAACAACUUGGACAUCCUGGAAUGGACCGGUGCCGGUAUUUGGACCGAUGUUGUGUUUACCUAUUUCAACGAUUAUGUUCAAAGUGGUAUCUUCUCCAAAAUCACAUGGAAGGAUUUCACAAAGCUUACAGUUCCAAAACUGAUGAGUGAUAUCCUCGUUUUACCAAUCACGAGCUUUAGUCCUGGUAUUGGUACCAUGGGGGCUCAGGACGAAGACCAUCCUUUAGCAUACGUUAAGCAUUAUUUCGAAAACAUCUGGAAGAACAGUUGA